Messenger RNA from Dufourea novaeangliae, 3163 nucleotides. Its product is annotated as endothelin-converting enzyme 1-like. Gene Ontology annotation, biological process: protein processing. Gene Ontology annotation, molecular function: metalloendopeptidase activity. The record is from RefSeq and is a predicted model, not a curated record. Gene Ontology annotation, cellular component: plasma membrane. The coding region runs from base 202 to 3069 and encodes 955 amino acids. Lineage: Eukaryota; Metazoa; Arthropoda; Insecta; Hymenoptera; Halictidae. The transcript has 15 exons.
GGAGACAGGGACACGCGAGUGUGUUUUCGCUCGACAAUGUAAAAUCGGGACGCGAGCGUUUAGCUAGCACGUCAGCUACCCCCAGAGACUCGCGAACGAUCCCGUGAAAUACGGUCAUAUCCGAUUGUGCACUUUUGUGAUCGAUAUCAACCAUGAAGUAGAACGAACAGCUGAGAACAACACGACUUGCUUUCAGAAAAGAUGAGGGGUGGAAGUGGCUUGAGUCAGUACAACGACGACGAUUUCUUCAGCGGAGGACCCUGCCCUUCCUGUAGAUUGGCUAUCAACAAGGAAACUGGACGAUUGAAGUGGUGCAUGGGUGGAAACGACACUUGGCGCUUUCGCGUCAAGCUGAUGUUACUGAUCCCCGCAGUGUUACUGCCGAUCACUAUAAUCUUUAUCGCGUUGUCGCGAUCCCAGGUUAUCGGAAAGGGACCCUAUCAUCGAACUUAUUUGAUCCACGCGACCGGACGAAGACAGGACGAGAGGACCGAGGAAACACUUCCGCCGAUCAGCAACACCGAGACGGAGCGGUCAGGCGAGGAGGAGGAAGAAGAAAGAAUCCUAAUAGCUGGAAUGAAAACCAGCUACGUGCCGAUGGAAACAGUCCUUCCGCCGCGGCAGCUCCGACGACGCAAGAGAGAACUCGACUGGGUGCUGUCGACCGACUAUGUUGCUGGGAAAAUAGACGACUCCAACCCCGAUGAAAAUUUGGACAAUUAUCUGGAUGAUUACUAUCCCGAGGCGUACACUGACGACAUAAAGGAAGCCUCCGAAAUAGAGAGCAACGACUAUCGAAACUACGGCGAGCACUGCUGCGACACCCAGAAAAGCGAGGAGGAGCUUCGUUCGAGACUGUCGAACGGAAAGUACGACAACAACGAAGAACCUUCCCAAGACGAGUCGGACGAGGGUGAACAAGGCGGCCGUCGCUCGAUAUCCGUCGAGGAUUCGGACACAAGUUUACCAAUCGCCGACGAGCAAUCCGACGAGGACACGCCCGAUUUCCACGCGUUCUGGAAGGCCAAGGGUGACGCGUGGAACAUCAGAGAGGCUCAAGCAAAAAUCAUGCUCACGUACAUGGACAGGGGCGCCGAUCCUUGCGGGGACUUCUAUCAGUACGCGUGCGGUAAUUGGGCGAGGCAUAAUCCGAUACCGAAAGACAAGGCGGGCUACGACACCUUCGAAACGAUCCGCGAGUCGUUGGAUUCCGUCCUGAAAGAGCUACUCGAGAACCCGAUACCCAAAGAGCUGGAGUACGAUACCGACGACGCGACCGUGAAGGCGAAACAUUUGUUCCAGAGUUGCAUGAAUUACGAGAUCUUGGAGCAACGCAUGGAACGGCCGCUUAUACAGCUCCUGGAUGAACUCGGGGGUUGGCCUAUCUUGAGACCGAACUGGGACCCAGAGAAGUUCGAUUGGCUGCUUCUAGUUGCUCAGUUGAGAUUGUACAAUAACGAUAUCCUGAUCUCUGAAUGGGUAGCACCGGAUAUUAAGAACAGCGAUGAAUACGUGAUACAUUUCGAUCAGACGUCACUGGGCCUUCCUACGCGGGAUUACUUUCUUCAUCCGUCGAACACGAUAUACUUGAAGGCUUACAAGAGUUAUUUGAUCAAAAUCGCAACUCUCUUGGGCGCGUCUUUGCAGAACGCCACCAUCGAUGCUGACGAGCUGAUUGAAUUUGAAACAAAGCUGGCUAAGAUCACGUCGUCGCCAGACGAAAGAAGGGACGUUUCAGAACUCUAUAAGAGAAUGAGCAUCGGGGAGCUGAGAACUCUGGUCCCUCAAAUCAACUGGCACCGGUACCUGACGAUCGUCCUAGCCCGACCGACGAACAUCUCCGAACCUGUAGUCGUUUACGCGCUACAAUACAUUCAAGAAUUGGUGAACCUACUGUCAAAAACUAGUCCACGAACCAUCGCGAACUACCUUCUAUGGCGAUUCGUCAGGCACAGAGUGAACAAUUUGGACGACCGAUUUCAGGAGGCCAAACAGAAAUUCUAUUACAUUCUGUUUGGUAGAGAACAGGCGCCUUCCAGGUGGAAGAAUUGCGUGGCUCAGAUGAACUCGAAUAUGGGUAUGGCUGUCGGGUCAAUGUUUGUAAAGAAAUAUUUCGAUGAAAACAGUAAGAACGAUACUUUGUCCAUGACUCGGGAGAUUCAGAGAUCGUUCAGGGAGCUCCUAAAUCAGACCAGCUGGAUCGACGACGAAACGAAAGAAUUAGCAACCGAGAAAGUGAACGCAAUGCUGCUAAGAAUCGGGUAUCCCGACUUCAUUUUACAAUCGGAUCUGCUGAACGAGCGUUACAAGGAUGUCGUGAUCCAUCCAGACAUGUACUUCGAGAACACGUUGAAUAUUCUGCAACAUCUGACCAGGGUGGAACAGGAUCGUCUCGGCAGCCCUGUGAAUAAAACGUUAUGGAACACCGCGCCAGCGGUCGUCAACGCUUAUUAUAGCCGGAGCAAGAACAGGAUAAUGUUUCCGGCCGGCAUACUACAGCCGCCAUUUUAUCACAGAUACUUUCCGCGGAGCCUGAAUUACGGCGGAAUCGGUGUCGUCAUCGGUCAUGAAAUUACUCACGGUUUCGACGACAAGGGUCGGCUGUUCGAUAAGGAUGGUAAUCUACACAGAUGGUGGAAAUAUAAUGCUAUUUAUGGCUUUCACCAGCGCGCCCAGUGUCUUAUCGACCAAUAUAGCCGUUACACUGUCAGCGAAGUUGGGAUGCAGAUAGAUGGAGUCAAUACGCAAGGAGAGAAUAUCGCGGAUAAUGGCGGCAUUAAGCAAGCUUUUAGGGCAUACGAAAGAUGGCUGCGUCUAAACGGGGACGCAGACGAAACCCUUCCUGGAUUGAACGCGACCGGGAAACAACUGUUCUUUCUGAACUUCGCGCAAGUGUGGUGCGGCUCGAUGCGACCGGAAGCGACCAGGAACAAACUGAAAACCGCUGUGCAUUCCCCGGGCAAGUUCCGUGUGAUCGGUACUCUAUCGAAUUCGAAGGAUUUUGCGGAAGUCUUCGACUGUCCCCUCGGUGCGCCAAUGAACCCUGUCAACAAAUGUUCCGUUUGGUGACGAACUGAGAUGCUUAUCGAUCGUGGAUCGAAAUGAGUCGUCGCUUUCGUUGAUAGAGAACGCGAGGGUGAUUAACGUUUACGUUUCGCCACGU